This is a messenger RNA of Vigna unguiculata (cowpea), 1902 nucleotides long. NCBI's taxonomy places the organism in Eukaryota, Viridiplantae, Streptophyta, Magnoliopsida, Fabales, Fabaceae. The record is from RefSeq and is a predicted model, not a curated record.
AUGGCCAACAAUAUGUCCUUACUCCAGCUGACACAAAAAUCUGACUACGAUAAGUGGAGCAUGCAGAUGAAGGCCUACCUCGGAUCCCAAGACGUGUGGGAUGUAGUUCAAGGUGGCUUCGAAGAACUAGAGGAUUUUGAUGAACAAACAGUCGCUCAAAUUGCUGCGUUUAAAAAAAUAGGAGUCAAAGAUAGGAAAGCUAUGUAUGCAUUGUACCGAGCUGUGGACGACACAGACCUUGAGAAGUUAGGAAAUGCUACGACUUCAAAAGAGGCGUGGGAGAUCUUGGAGAAAACAUAUAAGAGAGAUGACUGCGUGAAACAAGUUCGUCUUCAAGCUCUCGGAGGAGAGUUUGAGAGGUUGUUGAUGAAGGAGAACGAAGGGGUAACCAAGUUCAUAUCUCGGGUGGAGACUGUGGCAAACCAACUUGGCAAGAAUGUGGAGUCGUUGCCUGCAAACCGAGUUGUGGAGAAAAUUUUGAGGUCAAUGACAAUUAACUUCGACAACAUUGUGUGUGCUAUAGAAGAAUCCAAAGACCUCUCAAAGCUCACAAUGAAGGAGCUUGCUGGGUCUCUAGAAGCCUAUGAACAAAAAAGAAGAAAGACGAAUGAGGACUACUUUGGCCAAGCUCUCCAAGCAAGGACAAAUUUCAAGGAGAAAAAGGUGUUUGGAACUCAGAACACUCGGGGCAAAGGAGGAAGAGAUCAUGGGAGUCAAAACUAUGGUCUUGGAAGCAGAGAAGAGGUUGAAGAACAAGCUGGAAUACUAUUGAAGGCUAGUAGCGAAGCGAGCUCGGCACAUGAUGUGAAGAGCUCGACACAUGAUAUGAAGAAUUUGGAAAGGGAGGAAACUAAUAAGGAUGAGAUUUUGCUAACAAGGAGCUCGGAUAUCGAGCUUGGUUCGAACUCUAGCACAAACACCGAGAUUGCUGGACAUGUGUCAUUUGGAGACGCUUCCAAGGUGAUGGUAAAAAGACGAGGUACGAUAUGUUUUUCUCAAAAGAAUGGACGAAUUGGGACAAUUCGGAAUGUGUACUACAUACCCGACCUCAAAACCGACAUAUUGAGUGUGGGGACAGUUAAUGGAAAAAGAGCAAGCACCAGAACUGAGUAUGAAGUGAAGGAACAACUCGACCUGGUGCAUACAGAUGUUUGUGGACCAAUUACUCAUGUAUCUUUCAGUGGUAAGAGGUAUUUUUUAACAUUUAUUGAUGAUUUCUCUCGGAAGAUAUGGGUUUAUUUUUUGAAGGAGAAAUCUGAAGUAUUUGGAGUAUUUAAGAAAUUUAAAGUAAUGGUUGAAAAUGAGACGGGCACAAAAAUUAAAGUUGUUCGGUCAGAUAGAGGAGGUGAAUACACAUCAGCCGAGUUCAUGAGGUACUGUGAGGAGCUUGGCAUUAAAAGAUAUUUGAUAGCUUCAUACUCACCACAACAUAAUGGAGUUGCUGAAAGGAAGAAUCAGACAAUUUUCAACAUGGUUCGAGCAAUGUUGAAAGGUAAGAAUAUGUCAAAAGAAUUUUGGGCUGAAUUAGUGCAGUGUGCAGUAUAUGUGCAGAACGGGUGUCCUCAUGCAAAGCUCAAUGGACAGACACCACAUGAAGCAUGGAGUGGAAAGAAACCAUGUGUAUCUCACUUGAAGGUAUUUGGAAGUGUAUCAUAUGCUCAUGUUCCAGCGCCACAAAGAACCAAGCUCGAGGACAGGAUCCAUGUCUACAAAUCUAAUUCUCGGAUGGGCCAACCAAAAUGGCAGCAACCAAUAACCCUUGCUGCCAAUCCUGAUGCUAGCGCUUACGGGAUUUCCUCACAGUACUUUAACUGCAUCAAGUGUUCUCGUGUUGGGUCGCGCAACACAUCAUGCGUGAUGGGGUGUGGAAAUAAGCAAGGCACGCAUCUUCCAAAUGAAUAG